CUAGUAAGCCUAUGGGGGAAGAACUCAGAAGAAAGCUCAGCACAGUACAAAUUUCCUAAUAGUUUCUCAUUCGGUGUGUGUAACAAUGGCAGGCAGUAGCACUAAACUGAUGGCGCAUCUGAGUGGCCGAUUACAAACCCUAAAUCCCACUAAUCUCUUCCGCCGCACUCUCUGCUACCAACCCAAGCAGCCCAUCUUUUUUCAAUCUCAAAACUACUUAUCUGAUAACGGACUUGCGGACCAAGCAAGUAGUGAAAUUGUGAGGGGACCGCGAUCGGUGUGGAAGGAGCCGUUUGUCGAUGCCUUUCUUAUGAAAAUGAUGCAGAAGGGGGGAAAACUGGCAAACAGGAAGAUUUGGUCGCGAAGGUCCACUAUUUUGCCGGAAUUUGUUGAUUCCUUCGUGAGGAUCUACAAUGGGAAAACUCAUGUUAAAUGUAAAAUUACUGAAGGGAAGGUCGGUCACAAGUUUGGAGAGUUUGCUUUUACUCGGAAACGCAGACCUAAAAAGGACAAUUCUGCAGUCGCAAAGAAGAAGACUAAAAAGUGAAACUCUCUCGUGCCACAGGUGGAGAUGGUGUCCAUUUAUCUAGUUAGAUUGAUUCGAAUAGGUAUAAUGGAGGUCCAGUGGCGAUCUAAGAAGAGUUUGGUUUAAAAACACAACAAAGCAGAUAAGAUAGGUUCCAAGUUCCAGUAUUAUUGCUAUUGAUUUCCUUGUUUUUCGUAGUUACGCAAUAUAGGAAACAAUGUGGCCUACAUUGUUAUCUCUGUGUUUUAUCACUGUCUGAUCAUCUUUUUGUGAAUCUUUUGCUUAAUUAUCUUUUCGUCA
This is a messenger RNA of Daucus carota subsp. sativus, 826 nucleotides long. Its product is annotated as small ribosomal subunit protein uS19m-like. The transcript has 3 exons. Bases 86 to 547 code for a protein of 153 amino acids. Gene Ontology annotation, cellular component: ribosome; cytosolic small ribosomal subunit. Gene Ontology annotation, biological process: ribosomal small subunit assembly; translation. Lineage: Eukaryota; Viridiplantae; Streptophyta; Magnoliopsida; Apiales; Apiaceae. Gene Ontology annotation, molecular function: structural constituent of ribosome; RNA binding. The record is from RefSeq and is a predicted model, not a curated record.